Mus pahari (shrew mouse) is the source of this 2915-nucleotide messenger RNA. RefSeq names its product ring finger protein 185 (gene Rnf185). The coding region runs from base 160 to 732 and encodes 190 amino acids. NCBI's taxonomy places the organism in Eukaryota, Metazoa, Chordata, Mammalia, Rodentia, Muridae. Gene Ontology annotation, molecular function: metal ion binding; ubiquitin-like protein conjugating enzyme binding; ubiquitin protein ligase activity. Gene Ontology annotation, cellular component: endoplasmic reticulum. Gene Ontology annotation, biological process: ubiquitin-dependent protein catabolic process. The record is from RefSeq and is a predicted model, not a curated record. The transcript is spliced from 8 exons.
AGGGGUCAGAGGUUCUAUCUUUCUGACUGACGCGUCGCUAAGACUGGCUGCUCUACUCCGGGACGGGGGAACGGACUGCUGGCGUCGCCGGCGCUCGCUCUACCGCGGCGGCAGGAUUAUCUUGAGAAUCUUCCCUGAAAGCUUUGCUGGCAAGCAGCCAUGGCAAGCAAAGGGCCCUCGGCCUCUGCAUCCACUGAGAAUUCCAAUGCAGGGGGGCCCAGUGGCAGCAGCAAUGGUGAGAGUGGAGGGCAGGACAGCACCUUCGAGUGCAACAUAUGCCUGGACACGGCCAAGGACGCUGUCAUCAGCCUGUGUGGCCACCUCUUCUGUUGGCCGUGUUUACAUCAGUGGUUGGAGACUAGGCCUAACAGACAAGUGUGUCCAGUCUGCAAAGCUGGCAUCAGCCGGGACAAGGUCAUCCCCCUCUAUGGCAGAGGCAGCACUGGACAGCAGGAUCCCAGAGAGAAGACUCCUCCUCGUCCACAAGGCCAGAGACCAGAGCCAGAAAAUAGAGGGGGAUUUCAAGGAUUUGGAUUUGGAGAUGGUGGCUUUCAGAUGUCUUUUGGAAUUGGAGCAUUUCCAUUUGGGAUAUUUGCCACAGCAUUUAACAUAAACGAUGGACGGCCUCCUCCAGCUGUCCCUGGGACACCCCAGUAUGUGGAUGAGCAGUUCCUGUCACGCCUCUUCCUGUUUGUGGCCCUGGUGAUCAUGUUCUGGCUCCUGAUUGCCUAAUACAGGACCCCGUUAACAUCUACAGCAGCGCCUCUGGACUGGUGAUAUGCCGCACCCACUCCUGUGUUUGAUUUGUUUAAUCCUGACCCUGGGAUCAAGGGUCAGAAACACAUCAAGGAGUCUUGCUUCUUCAUUAGUGCUUCGGAACUCAAAACCAGUUGUCGAGGAACCCCCACUUUCACCACUGCUGUAAACACUCUUCUAUAACCUCAGAUCUUGUGCUGAAUCUCCUCUCAUGGGUGGCAGUGUGGAGUCCUGUUCAGCCUUUUCAGCAGGUCCCAGCUCUACACAGGGAAGAGAUGGGAAGAAAGAAACAGUUUCUUUAACGAGAACUUUAAAUUACAAAAUGAAGGGAUGAACCAAAUGGUAUUUACAGAAACUUACUUUCAUCUUUUUACAUACUCCUUGGUAAGUGGCCUCCAUUCCCUAUCCUGAGAGACUCCCUUCCGCUCCUUCCACCCCCCCCCUUCCUCAGCAAAGACAUAAGGUGGGUUGUAGCAGCAGAAGCUCAAGAUGCUGAUGACCUUAUCAGAGGCUCUGGUCUUUGAUUGGCNCUGGGCCUUAUGCAGUGUCUUGGCCCUAGAAAGCAGCUUGGAUGACCCCUGGCUUCCUGGUAUAGAUUGUCCCUGAUGUCACUUGGCUCAAAUUUCCCAUCANCCUUCUCUAGACUUCUGCUGAAUUCAGACUGACUGCUCUGCUUUAGGGCUGAUACAGGAAUAGGAGGACAGGUCGCCCCUGCCCUAGGCUAUAGAAGCCUGAGUCAUUCUCUCACAGAACUUGCCCAGAGAAACUGGAGACUUUCUCAGGUCAGCCCAGCUGCAUGUAGAACACUACCACNCUCAGAAGCCAUUGUCCUUUAUAAAAGAGGCUGGGACACUGACUCCAUCUGAUGUUGGUGAAAACUCCUUGAAUGUGUUCAGGGACACACGAGGCUCCCGAGCAAGCAACCCUCCCUGGUGACACAACACAAGGACCCCAGAGAUACAGUGUGUCCGUCAUUCCUUAGUCUUCCUCAUGGUGAUUUGUUCUUGAACUUAUGAGUUGUUUCCUCUGAAUCUGAUUGUGGGAUUGUGGUGCCAAGCAGGAGAACAUCACCUGCUGAGACGGUUCUUGCUCUGCCCAUCAGGCCUCAUCUUAGACAUGUCACCUCUCCUUGGAGACCUCANCAGGNCAGCAAGAUGAGCGUCUACUGGACCCUUUUGUUCACUUCUCCAGCACCCACUGCCCCAGCAAUAACAAACUGGGAGAAAGCCUUGCCUGGUGAUUUUUCUAGAUGUAACACUGUAUAAUCUACGGANCCCUAGACCUUGAGGGUGGUGAAAGAGCCUUCCUCCUCACUGCACAAUCCUCACCUGCCAACGCCAGUGUUAGUGUUGAAAUGAUACAGUAUGAAGUAUUGUGUAGGACGGUGGUUUGACAACUCUAGCUGGUAAGAAUAAGCCACCAACUUUAUGGUAUGCCUGACANAUUUUAAAAAUUCUUUGUCGCUUGGAAAUCNCCNGUCACGGGGCCCCCGGAGUGUCUCUGUUCUAGAGAGAAUUGGUAGGAUCCCUCAGGGUAGCAUGGCCCUAAGUAGUAGAGGGAAAACUUAAGCCAAUGAACACAAAGGAGAUGAGAGAGGGAUUGUGAGUAGUGGAGUAAACCAUUUGGAAUCUGGUGAAAUGGAUGACCCAGGUGUGCAGCAGCAGAGUCAUCCCAGGGCAUGCAGUAGCACAGCUGUGGUGGCAUGUGCCCUUUUGUGAACAUUAACAUUACAGGGCUAUACAUCUGCCAGCAGCUGAGGCAAGACAGCCAAUGUGGGCUUUAUGGGCCAUUCCUCUACAGGCUCACCACUCAUCCCAUGGCCAAGGCAGCUUUCCCUUCUGUGUUUUCUGUGUCCUCAGCCUCCACCUUUCUGCCACCCUCAUGGACAAGGACAAUGGAAACAUGUAAGGCCGCAUACCUUGACCAGCCACUGAUUUUCACUGUUGUGAAAGUGAUUUGACUUAGAAUUAAAUGGUUUUACAUUACUCUGAGUGUGGAGCUUGUGUCUUGGGAUAUUAGUUGGCUGGGGUGUGGGCACACUGGUUUGGUCCCUGGACAGUACCUGUCUAGUAGUAUUUAUGUCUUUAAACACCCAUUCAGAGGUCCUGACAAUUGCAUGGAAUCUCUUUGUCACCAAGCACCAAACUGCCAUGAUGAAG